Molecule: messenger RNA, 945 nt
Organism: Fonsecaea pedrosoi CBS 271.37
Lineage: Eukaryota; Fungi; Ascomycota; Eurotiomycetes; Chaetothyriales; Herpotrichiellaceae
Exons: 1
Coding region: 1-945 (314 amino acids)
Molecular function (GO): protein-succinyllysine desuccinylase activity; NAD+ binding; protein-malonyllysine demalonylase activity
Source: RefSeq, a predicted model, not a curated record
AUGCCCCUCACCGACGUUGCUUCUUUUGUGCAACACCUCCAGUCAUCCACACGCAUUGUUGCUCUCUUGGGGGCUGGUCUAUCCGCCUCCAGCGGUCUGCCUACGUUCCGCGGUGCAGGAGGACUAUGGCGCACCUUCGAUGCCACCAUGCUAGCCACCCCGGAAGCGUUUCAGCAAGAUCCUGGUUUAUCAUGGCAGUUUUAUUCUUACCGUCGUCACAUGGCCCUCAAUGCCAAACCAAACAGAGCCCACCUUGCGUUGGCAGAGUUGGCCCGUCGCAAUCCCAACUUCAUCACCCUCAGCCAGAACGUGGACGGUCUCAGCCCUCGCGCUGGCCAUCCUGCUAGCCAACUCAAACUCAUCCAUGGCAAUCUGUUUGAUGUCAAAUGCUGGGACGAAGAUGGCUGUGGUUAUUUUCGCAAAAAUGACUUUACAGACCCCAUCGUCCCGGCUCUGGCCCUGCCACCAGAAGCCCAAGAUGAACAGCUAAAGGCAGCCAUCAACCAAAAGAAGCAUGCUCUCGUUCGAGGUGCUGACAUCUCGAAUGUUGAUGUGGAUAUUCCCGCGCUCAAGCGUGAAGAUCUUCCGCAAUGCCCGUCGUGCAAGAAGAAUCUACUUCGCCCAGGGGUGGUUUGGUUCGGCGAGUCACUUCCCGAAGACGUGAUGCGCGAUGUAAACGAAUACUUUCAACAGCCUGGGAAGAUUGACCUCAUGCUAGUGAUUGGAACCAGUGCAAAAGUAUACCCAGCUGCCGGCUACACAAACAUUGCCAGAGCCAAGGGUGCUCGAGUUGCGGUCAUCAACAUGGACCGCAGCGACGCACAAGAGCUCACAAAGCAUGAUUGGUUCUUCGAGGGAGACGCAGCCGUCAUUGUACCCGAGAUAUUGAAGAGCGUGAUUGGAGAGGUUGGGGAGUUUGAGGAAACGAAGGGACCAGUGUUAUGA